Molecule: messenger RNA, 850 nt
Organism: Ficedula albicollis (Collared flycatcher)
Lineage: Eukaryota; Metazoa; Chordata; Aves; Passeriformes; Muscicapidae
Gene: RAMP2
Product: receptor activity modifying protein 2
Exons: 5
Coding region: 168-701 (177 amino acids)
Biological process (GO): angiogenesis; receptor internalization; intracellular protein transport
Cellular component (GO): membrane; cell surface; signaling receptor complex
Molecular function (GO): coreceptor activity
Source: RefSeq, a predicted model, not a curated record
AAGAGAAAUACACAAGUAAACAAAUCGCGGCCUCGUAACGCUGGACGUGCUGUGCAGGGAGUGGAUCCUCCAGGCCGUCAAACUGCCCCUGUCAGAGGAAAGGAGUUGCUUCCUGUUAUUUCCAUUGAAAUCCCUGUCCCGGUCGUUAGCCGGCAGGCUUUGGCAGGAUGGCACCGCGCGCGCACAUGAGCUCCCGCCGUCUCUCCCAAGGGCUCCUGCUGCUCUGCGUGCUCCUGGGACACACUCAGACAGUCCACACGGACGCAGUGACAACGAGCUCCGGCCAGGAUGCUGGGACAAGCCCACCUACAGCCAUGUCCAACGGGACAGCCCAGUCCAUGUACGGGAAUUACACCGACCUCACACUGCAGUGCUGGGAUUACUUCGUCGACCUGAUGAGGAAUGUGAGGACAUCGGAGUUGUGCGAGUGGAAAGUCAUCAGCAGGCCCUACAGUGAGCUGCAGGGCUGCCUGGAGUUCUGGGCUGAACGCCUGAACUACAGCUACCCCAACGCACUGGCGGAGCAGUACAUCUUCCAGAGCCAUCACCGCUACUUCCACAACUGCACCCUGGAGCACCCGGUGUACUUCGACCCGCCCGAAGAUGUGCUCCUGGCCAUGAUCAUCGCACCCAUCUGCCUCAUCCCCUUCCUCGUCACCCUGGUCAUCUGGCGCAGCAAGGAUAGCAAGGCGCAGGCCUAGAGUUGCCCUCCCGUCCCGCGGCUGCGGAGCCGCCCGAGCACCCGAACCGCCCGGUGGGCUCUCGGGGCCACCAACCCGCGCUGCUGAGGCGGCCGGUUCCUCCUGCGCCUUCCCCACCCUGCGGCUCGGGAUUAAACGCUUCUCCCCCC